UUGGCAUACUUGUUGGUAAUAUUUGUCUUAUUUGUUUAGUUUGGCAAAUUUACGGCGAGAGAAUUUCUGAGUUUUUUAUGUCCGACACACCAAAUAUUCCACCGGAAGAACUUCAAAGAAGAAUUAUUGAACUCGAUCUGCCCAGGGUACACUCUCAGAGAUACUAAACAAGACUACCUUAUUUGAUAAGAAUAAAUAGGAGAUACAGUGGUAAAAAGCAUGGCAGAAAAGAUCAAGUCAUUCUUCCAAAAGAAAAUCAAGGAUGAAAAAUUCAAACAUGCUGGAAAGGGACAAAAACUCAACGAGCCCAGUAGUUCUGCACCCAGCUCAUCAAAACCAGCAAAUAUACCAAAGAGACAUGAGCCAACUGAAGAAGCUAGAGUUGCUGGUAAAGCCACCUUAGCAAGAUUAGAAGGGCAGAAAACAAGUGCUCCCAAAUUAAAUACAUCUUAUGCAGCUAUUCAAGCUCGAGUCAAAAAAGAGCUUGAACAGGAAAAACUUGCUCUUGAAAGUGAAAUGGCUCUAGGUCAAGAGAAAACUACAAAACAGGAAGACCCAGAACCUCAUAUAUUGGCUGUGAGUGGGGUUUAUUAUCAAUGUCCAAUGAUAUCUGAUGAAGUUUUAGAUAAGAAAAAAUGGUUUGAUAGAAUCGAAGAAUUUCUGACUGCACAACUGGUAGAUGAUGAAGCAGGACUGUCCGCCUGUCUAGUCAUUCGUAGUUGUAACGAUGGUAUUGAGAAAAUUAAUACCUGUGUAGAUACGCUUUGUAAGUACUUAGAUAACAUUAGAAAUGAUCCUAGUGAAGCAAAAUAUUGGAAAAUUCGAAUGUCAAAUAAAAUAUUCCAGGAGAAAGUUAAACCAUUUAAGGGAUCCAUGGAAUUGCUAAAAGCAGCUGGUUUUGUCCCAAAAGUACUAAUGCACCAAGAUAAGGAAGAAGAUUUUUUGGUGUGGGAUCCUGAUAGAUCAACUGUUGAGAAUUUAACAACAUUAAUAGAUGCUCUGAAGUCUUCAGAAUCUGUACAGUUACAGCUAGACAGAAAUGUACACGUUUUAUUACCAAGUCAAGCUGCAGUUAGGAGCGAAUUGCCAUCUCAAUUUUUCGUUUUGUCAGCAGAAGAUAUAAAACGGGAACAAACCGAAAAAUCGAAGGCUGUGGAGAGAAGUCAAAUGUUAAUGACUCAGGCUAUGAGAGAGAAAUUAAUGAAAGAUAAAGAAAGAAAGUACAAAUUUACUUUGGUAAGGAUAAGGUUUCCAGAUAACAUUAUUCUUCAAGGGACGUUUGCAGUCUCGGAAAAUUACCAAGAAGUAGUACAAUUUGUGCAACAACAUUUAUCAAAUGACAAAUUUCCAUUCUAUUUAAUUACUGCGACAAGAGAAAAACUUACCGAAGCAGAUUUUGAAAAAUCUUUAGAAACCUUGAAUCUAGUACCAGCUGUUGUUCUUACAUUUUUCUGGGACACAAACUCUAACACAGAAGCUCCAUCACAAUAUUUAAAAGAAGAAACGCUAAAUCUUCUACAGUCAAUGUAAAUACUCUGUCGCGGGCGAUUAAUGAUAUUUACGAAUUUUACCAAGUUUUGCUGUUGACAGCCAGACUUCAAUGCUUAAUUGUUCAUAGUUGUCAUGCAUUUUAAAGCCUUAUUUUAUGAACUCACCAAAUAAAUUUAAAAUCAUUCAGUUUUAAUUGUAAUCGAUGAAAUUACAAAUAAUCAAGAUAUUUUUUUAAUUGCUAAAAUUAAAAGUAACAUCAAAAAUUAUCAAUUUCAGAGAUUCAAUGAUGUCUUGACAGUCAAUCAUGUUUUUACCAUCACAUUUUACUCUCAUACUUAUGUAAAAUAUAUUAAUACAGUCUAUGUUUUUACUGUCCAUAAUAUGUAUAAACAGAGUAUUUUAUUCAUAAUACAUUUUUCAUUUCUGGCAUAAUAUGUAUAUGAAUAAAAAAAAAUACAUAAUAAAGUAAGUCACUUAGCAAA
This is a messenger RNA of Copidosoma floridanum, 1973 nucleotides long. It is a transcript of the gene Gint3, whose product is annotated as GDI interacting protein 3. Gene Ontology annotation, molecular function: protein binding. Gene Ontology annotation, cellular component: cytoplasm. Lineage: Eukaryota; Metazoa; Arthropoda; Insecta; Hymenoptera; Encyrtidae. The record is from RefSeq and is a predicted model, not a curated record.